This is a messenger RNA of Klebsormidium nitens, 3219 nucleotides long. Lineage: Eukaryota; Viridiplantae; Streptophyta; Klebsormidiophyceae; Klebsormidiales; Klebsormidiaceae. The record is from the annotation of a GenBank genome assembly.
CGGGGGGGAGUGCGCGGAUUGUGUCAUGGUGCCGUCGGCGAAGUGUCAUCCUGGCGGUCGCCAGAUUGCAGCUGUUCGCAUUUCACGUUUGGAAGUCGAGGCAAGCUGCAGGCUAGCAACGGAACUUCCUAGCUGAGACUUCAAGACUUUCAGCACGGACACCAGUGAUACCUCAGCUUUGCUUUGUCCUCGUUUGGCUUCUUGCCACUGUUGCCCAGGGCUGAUGAACUUGUAAUUCGCUGCAAAACCUUCGCGCCUGCCCUUCCUUGCCUCAUUACAGCUGCAGCCGCUGGUCGAUCUGUCCUUCUGCAGUGAGAGGCCAGUCACCACCACCUUGAGGGACAAGUGCUGCACCACCAGCUGCUGCUCUGCGCGCUGUCCCCUCCUGUCCUCGGCAUACACCACAAAACGAGUGCCGCACCUUCCUGAGAUCUUGGCACGCAGACCCAAUUGAAGCUCACUGGCGAAGUGGAGAGGCAGCAGCUGCAGUGCUUGAACUUAAGUUGAAGGGAUCAUCGGGUGUCAUUCUUGGCUCAUGAUCACACAGCAUUUCUCUGCUGUAUCCACAUCUUGAGUUUCUGACACUAAGGCACGAUGGGCUCCAGUGAGAUGAAGAGGGGCUUUCUGAGCCACGCAGCUGUGAUUAGUCUCCUCCUGCUCCUUCAGCAAGUUUGCCCCCUCCUGGGAGCGCCAGUGGUGGUUCAAAGCUUGACUGGCCGAAAGCUACUUCAAGGCUGCGACCCCAACAGUGCUCAGCCCAAUCAAUGUUUCAACGCCCAAGGUUCUGCGUACACGUGCUGCGGCAACGAGGGCUGCCCCAGCAGCCCAGCAGACCUUCCCUACUGUUCCGGCCAGUCGGUGCCUGAUGGUUCGUCAGCUUCGGGCCAGCCAUUGUCGAGUAACACGCCGGCCCCCUCCGAUUCAUCUUCUCCGAGCUCCCCGACUCCCUCCUCAACGGAUUCUCCGAGUCCUCCGUCUAACAACCCGACCCCCUCCUCGACGGAUUCUCCCAGUCCUCCGUCGAACAACCCGACCCCUCCUUCCACUGACUCUCCCAGUCCUCCGUCCAACACCCAAGCCCCUUCUCCGACCGACUCCCCCACGUCCUCGCCCACCCCCUCUCCCAGCUCGACUGCCAAGGUGGUGCGGAGCAAUAGCGGUGACACGUCAUCGCUGAGCGGUGACGUCACGGCGGGCGACAAGCACGCGCAGGGCGCCGGCUUCUGGAUGGCGCCCGGCACGGAGCUGGGCUUUCAGGGGGGCAGCACCACCAUCGACCGGAGCAACUACUUCCCCAACGAGAAGGAUUCGCAGAACUACUUCAGGUCGUUCACCCACUCGGGCGACAGCUCGCCGUGGCGGCUCAACAUCGGGUCCUCGGGCGCGGCGUACGCGUUUGCCGGCGAGGACGGCGUGGACCUGGUGGGGUACCAGUACGUGGGGGAGGAGUACCUGGACCGCGUCCUACAGUCCAUCGCGGCCAUCAACGACCAGAGCCCGCCCUACAUCAUCCACCAGGCGGGCGGCGCGCCGGACGACCGCAAGGUGGAGAUGUACUCGCCGCUGCUGGCGUGGCAGAACAUCGACCACGGGGUGCAGACCAUCACGUGGCCGCAGAAAGAGCAGGGCAGCGACGGCAUGAACCCGGACCACCGCGCCAACCUGCUGCUGCAGCAGCGCCUGCGCGAUGUUGGCGGGGGCCUGGUGGAGAUCACGUACAUCUGGCACAACUUCGGGCACCGCGCGAUCAACUUCGUGGACAUGCCGUGGAGCGGCUUCAACUACGUGGCGCGGCCCAAGUACGUGCGCUCGCUGCCGGGCGGCAAGUGGCAGUACGAGGACCACACCUCCGGCUGGGAGAACCCCAUGCACAUGUUCACCGAAACAGACGGCUGGAUGGCCUUCACCGACACCGAGGACAGCAACACGGACAACGUGAAAGCGAUUGGGAUCUACUACGCGCCCGGCGCUGAGCGCAAUUGGUGCGGGCAGGUCCGCUUCGGGCGCGGCACGGACCCGGUCGGGGAGUACACGCAGGUGUUCGAGGCCAUCCACCAGACGGUGCACGCGUGCGCGGAGAACGUGGCGAGCCCGGACACGACGAUCAUCCAGCCGCACGGCGGCAGCUACUACUUCCGCUUCUACAUCGCGCUCAGCUCGCUCAGCAACGUCAUCAAGAUGCGCGACGCCAUCCAGAGCACCAUGAGCCGCGGCCAGAUGGUGUUCUCCAACUCGGACGCGGGCCGCAUCGCCGUGGCCGGCUUCCACGCCGCCACCGUGGCGCUGUCUGACGUCAGCUGGUACGCGUUCGACAAGCCGGUGCCGAACGCGCUGCCGCUGCUGCUGCUCAAGAGGAAGAGCACCGGCGCGGUGCAGCUGUCGGUCAGCCCCUACGGGAUGACGUAUGAUGGCGUGCUGUCCACGGACUACCUGGGCUUCCUCGGCUGGGCGGUUAAGGUCACCGACCCCUCUACCCCGCCCGGCAGCCUGGGCGGCGCCGUCAAGAAGCUGUCGGAGAUCUUGUCGUCCGCGGAGUUCCCUGACCCCACCUUCUACGACACGUCCCUCCAGUUCGACGUCUGGGUUGGCGUAUGAGAGCGGCGAGCGGCCGCUCGCUGCGCCGCGCCACUCGUGCCCGCCAUUCGGGCAGGGGGAUACAACACUGGUUUACAGCGUCAAUAACUGUGUCCGUGGUUACGUGAGUUCGAGCCGAUGAGCAGCCCGCAGUAUACAGCAGCUGAGCCGCAGAGCGCUGUUGCCAGGCCCGCGGAAUCCUGCAGCUUGCAUGAAACACAAGUUUCCGAGCUGCGAUAACCUGACGGGUCAGAACCCUUGAUUUAUGUAGUCUGUGAGUGUUUGAAAUAGAAGCAGAGGCGCAGCAGCAACUGGGUCUCUGGAGAAACAGCAGGUGCACCUUGCACCAUCGAUGUGGUAGGACACCGACUCAGGUGAACAGCCAAAUCGGAUGAACAGCCUUCUUUUUUUAUAUGUUGGGGUAAGUGACACAGAAACCUCCAAGAACUGCUAUGUUAGUUGCGGACGUCAGGCCGCGCUGGUCACGUAACAGGAAACAAUCGUUAAAUGAUUUCAGCCCGAGCUAUGCAUAUACACAGCGCAGAACCUUUCGACCUACUGUCGCGACAGUCUACUUGGCACUCUUCUUGGUACAAUUAAUUCAUCUGGCACGAGAGAAGCAGACAACCCUUAUAUAAAUCCGAC